AUGGCUUUUGUGGUAGGCACGACCUCGGAUUUCUGUGGCAAAAAGACUGUCAAGAAGCCUUCCUGCAGUGGAAGCUCGGCAGAUGGAAGAUCAAUUGGUUAUUAUGAAGGUUGGUCAAUCAAUCGUGUUUGUGAUGCAAUGACGCCCGAAGCCAUCCCCGUCGGCGCUUAUACUCAUCUCAACUAUGGAUUUGCCUACAUCAAUCCUGACACAUUUGCGGUUGCACCUAUGAGUGAGAGCGAUCUUGGUCUUUAUUCGCGCUUCACAAAUCUCAAAGAAAGUAAUGCUGGUCUUGAGACAUGGAUUAGUAUUGGUGGAUGGUCCAUGAACGACGCUGAUCAACCAACUGCCACGACGUUUUCCGACCUUGCUACUUCUUCAUCGGCUCAAAAAGCAUUCUUCAAGUCAUUGUUGUCAUUCAUGACAACCUAUGGCUUCGAUGGUGUUGAUAUUGACUGGGAGUAUCCCGUUGCUUCUGACAGAUCUGGAAAAGCUAGUGAUUUUGAGAAUUACCCAUCAUUCUUGAAGAACCUGAAAGCCGCACUUGGCUCAACAGGUCACGACUACGGCUUAUCAAUUACUGUGCCCUCGAGCUAUUGGUAUCUGCAGAACUUUGACAUCAUUUCUAUUGAAAAGUACAUCGACUGGUUCAAUGUGAUGACUUAUGAUCUCCACGGAACAUGGGACUCGACAGACCCUUACAUUGGUUCAUACGUCUAUGCUCACACGAAUUUGACUGAGAUAGACCAGACGAUGGAUUUAUUUUGGCGCAAUAGUAUAACUCCAUCGAAGAUUAACCUUGGACUCGGCUUUUAUGGUCGCAGUUUCACUCUCUCUGAUCCAUCUUGCACAAAGGCCGGCUGCCCCUUCAGCAGUGGCGGUAAUCCAGGAAACUGUUCAGCAUCCUCUGGCACAUUGAUGGAUUCGGAAAUCACUGCUGUUAUUGCUGCUGGCGGGACAACUUCAGUUCUCGAUAAAGAUGCCGCUGUUAACAUUCUCACAUGGGAUACUGAUCAAUGGGUAUCUUAUGACGAUGAAACGACUAUACAGAUGAAAAAGAAGUAUGCCAACGACAUUUGUCUGGGUGGCACCAUGGUUUGGGCCGUAUCCACGGAUGACAACACUGGUGCAGCCAGUCAAAACCUCAUGGAGUUGAACAGUGUCAUCAGCAAAAGUCUUUUUUGGGGGGAAACCCCCAAGGUUUCUCCUCUGUCACAGUUUAUUUGGGGUGGCUGUGACGAAGAUUGCCCUUCGGGGACUACCCCAGCAGCCACUGGGAAAGGCAAGUCAGCAUCCAAUGUAGCGAUCUACUCUGGAUGCGCUUCUGGUAAAAAGCGAAACUACUGCUGUCCGACAGACGAUGUCCCCACCUGUCACUGGCAAGGCUCAGCCCCUCUGUGCCGCUCACAUAGCUGCGCAAGUGAUGAAGCUCAAAUAGCAACGGAUCAGUCUGCAGGUGGCCAUGGUUGUUGGUUCAAUCACAAGUCCUUGUGCUGCUCUACAAGUUCAUCGGAUGCAGCAGUUGGACAGUGCAAAUGGUCAGGUUCCGCCCCGGGCUGUGCAAGUGGUCAGAAUCAUGCAUCCUGUGCCUCAGGAUUCCCCGAGUAUCUCACAGAUAGUGUAAAUGGGCAAGGUGGCGAGUCGACUGAUCCGACAAAUGACCCUCCCAAUUUCUGCUCAGCUGCGGAUACCGCUUAUGUCUACUCCGACGAGCUUGACUCCGAUGAGAAUUCAGCUGACUUUGUUGAGCUUUAUUGGUAUGAAGAUGAUUGCUUCACACUUCCUAAUACCGGAGACCCGGACCUCAUGAAACGUUGGUUUGCAUUAUACGAUAAGGUCGGGGAAGGUGAAAUUUGGAAACGUUCAGUCGCACCGCCACCAGGGAAGAGAAAUGAAGGUUUCCCGAAGAUUUGCAUCGAUGAAGACUGCUUUAAUGUCCCGAAAUCAGAGCACCAAGACUUUGAAGAACUUCUAUGGUCAGUUGGGAACUUCACACACGGUUCGUAUGUAGAGGUGGUAGGAGAGGUGGUCCCUCGUGCGUCUAGGACCGCCAAGAUCUGUCAAAACAAGAAACAGAUCAGCAAGUUCAGUGCCAAACCCUACUCCCCCGUUAGCAUAUUGUCGACAUCGCGCCAAUUCUUUGGCGUGGUCAAGUCAGGAGCAAAGUCUGCCCUUUGUAACGGACUGCCCGUCGUUCUGGGCAAAAGGGCUCUCGGUACCAAUUAUGUUGUGGAGCAUGUCACUGAACUUCAAACUCCAGCUCAGUUCGCUACCAGUAUGCUUUCGGGAAAGCUGCCUAGUGGUGCAGCCGCACCAGGAGCAGCAUCGAACUAUGAUUGGACUCAAGUAUUCUCCCAGAAUGGUUACUUCUUUCAAACCUGGAAUCAGCUGGGAAUCAGCCAGCCGAGCGGCUUGAGUGGAAGUACCCCUGCCGAAUCUGUGGCAAUUGCUUUGGGCAGUUCCAAGGAUAUCAACAACCUGCAAAUCCUGGAGGCCCCUACAAACGGGCUGAAAGCUGCAGCUUGGCAACUGUUUAAAAACAUCAUCUCAGAUGAUAGGUUCAGUAAACAGAGUGCCGUGGGAAGAAUUGACUUCAUCAAUCGCCUCUAUGAUACCCUUCCAGGAUAUCUUAACCAUGCUGAUGUCCAAGACUCCUUGGAGUACGGCUAUAAUGCAAUUAAGACCGCCAUGGAAGCUCUUGACCAAGCUGCAAAAAGCAACGCCAACGUAUCUCCAAUCACAGCUUCAUCGUUUUCUUUGGCAUGGAAAACAUACGCUUCGGAUUUCUUCGAGCAAAUGGAAGGUAACCUACAAGUCUUUGUGAAAACGCGAAUCACGGAGGUUCUACCCUAUUGGAAAUCGAGUGAAGCGAUUAAGCUGUAUACCAAGGCUAGUGCAGCCGCAAUUACCAAAGUGCUGAACGAAAAGCUGGCUGACCUAACGACGGACGUUGUCAUCGACAGCAGCUUUGUGAAAUGA
Molecule: messenger RNA, 2979 nt
Organism: Penicillium vulpinum
Lineage: Eukaryota; Fungi; Ascomycota; Eurotiomycetes; Eurotiales; Aspergillaceae
Product: glycoside hydrolase family 18 protein
Exons: 11
Coding region: 1-2979 (992 amino acids)
Biological process (GO): carbohydrate metabolic process
Molecular function (GO): hydrolase activity, hydrolyzing O-glycosyl compounds; chitin binding
Source: RefSeq, a predicted model, not a curated record